Molecule: messenger RNA, 1307 nt
Organism: Triticum aestivum (bread wheat)
Lineage: Eukaryota; Viridiplantae; Streptophyta; Magnoliopsida; Poales; Poaceae
Exons: 1
Coding region: 57-1238 (393 amino acids)
Molecular function (GO): protein binding
Source: RefSeq, a predicted model, not a curated record
CCCAUCCCCUCCGCCGCCACCCGCACUACUCCAGGACGAGCUCCCAGCCGGCGGCCAUGGCGGAGGCCGCAACAGCAGCAGCGACGCCUCUCCUCCCCGGCCUCCUAGACGAUGUCUUCAUCUGGGAGAUCCUCGUCCGCCUCGACCCGAAAUCCCUCCUCCGCUGCCGCGCCGUCCGCCGCGCCUGGCGCCGCGCCACCUCCACUCGCCGCUUCCUCCUCGCCCACCACGCCCGCCAGCCCGCCUUCCCCAUUGCGGACGGCGACCAGUUAGUCCUCGGCGUCCACCUCCACGACAUCCUCGCCUUCGACCUCCGGGCCGCCGCUAAGGCCCACCUCCAUACCGUCGCCAGACUUGACCAGGACUUCUAUCUGGAGGCCUCAUGCGACGGCCUCCUCGUCCUCUCCACGUUUGCCAAGGGUGGAUCUGGAUGCUGCAUCUCUAUCUGCAACCCGGUCACGCGUGAGCAUGCCUCCCUCGCCGGGCCACCGUGGGACUUCACUGCCUUCGGGAUGUACCUCCACCGACCCACCGGCGAGUACCGCCUGUUACUGCAACGGGGGAGCAACAGGGACUCGCCUGAAGAGCAAAUUGACUGCUAUGUCUUUCCAUUGGGCUCCGACCAGCCACCGAGGUACAUCGGGUGGCCGGACAUGGAGUCAGUGGUCUUCAACUUACCUAUUCAGCUGCGUGAUAACCUGCAUUGGUAUCCAUAUUAUCAUCUGAGUGAAAGCGAACAAUUGCAGAGUGAAGGCAAACCUGUAAUAGUAUUUGACACGGUAGCUGAGUCGUUCCGGCAGAUGCAUGCUCCAAUUGUUCCCACAAAGUCAUACUUAUUUGAGAUGGAUGACACGAUCGGCAUCUAUUGCAAUGACGAUGACAAGAACACCAUUAGUAUAUGGGUGCUGCAGAACUAUGAAAGCGAGGUUUGGGACUUAAAGUACCGAAUCAGAUUGCCUGUUGAAGAAAUCAGGGGACAGUUUGAAGGUUGUAAUGACUAUCGGGAUGUUAACCUUUGGGAUGUGGACGUUGUUUCGGGGGAUGGUGGCGUGCUCUUGCUGGUCAGUUUUGGUCGGUGGGUGCUUCACAUCGACACUGAUGGCAAAUUGAUUGACAGUUUCUAUAUUGGUCUCCUAGGCCUCCGUAUUUAUGAAUGUCGGCUCAAGCAAAGUCUUGUUCAACAUGCCUUUUUUCCGGCUCUAGAAGGUUAUGUUGUGAACGCUUCGCCUUUCAUCUGAUGGCUGUUGAGCGAGAUGGUGCUUCUUAAUAGGCUAGCUGUCGUUUUUUAUGAGUUGCAAUAUCUAUGA